CCUGGGGCCACACAGUGUUUUCAACGGGACUCAAAUAACUACUUACUGGAAUCGCCAUGGCCGCUUGACCCAGGCAGAAAUACCCUAGGUCCCGUUAUAAUUUCUUCAACAAACAUUUACAGAAACUUUUCCCGGACAAACUUUCGUCUUUUGUGUAGUUUUUAUGUCCAGAAAGAAGAAGGAUGCAACCCCCACCGAGAAAGGUCCGGGUCACCCAGGAGCUGAAACACACUCAUGCAGAGCAGAUGAGCAGAUUACAAAUCAAACACCAGACAGAGUGUGACCUCCUGGAAGACCUGAGGACUUUUAGCCAAAAGAGGUCCGCAGUAGAGAGGGACUACGCCCAGGCACUCCAGAAGUUGGCGAAUCAGUAUCUAAAGAAGGAAUGGCCGGAGAGUCUGACAGAGGAACAAACGGAUCAGAGGAACAUGUAUUGUGUAUGGCGGGCCUAUUUGGAGGGCACGGUCCAGGUCACCCAGUCCAGAAUCAGCGCCUGUGAUAACUACAAAGUCCAGGUGGCAGAUCCUGCAAAGACGGUCCGACUUCAGAAGGAGCAGCAGCUGAGGAAGUGUAUUGAUCAGCUGACGGUGGUUCAAGCGGAGCUGCAGGAGUCCGUGAAGGAGCUGACGAAGAGCCGGAAGAAAUACCAGGAGGCCGAGACCAUGGCUCAGGCCGUCCGAGAGAAGGCCGAGCUGGACGCCAAGUCCAGGCUAAGUCUCUUCCAGUCCAGAUCAAGUCUUCAGAGAGCAACCGUCAAGCUGAAAGCCAAGAGAAGCGAGUGCAACUCCAAAGCAACACACGCCCGUAACGACUACAUUCUCAUGCUAGCAGCCGCUAACGCUCACCAGCAGCGCUACUACAACACAGACCUCAUGGACUGCAUCAAGGUGUUAGACGGCAGGAUCUAUGAGCAGGUGAAGGAUUACCUCGUCUCACUGUGUCAGACGGAGCUGGAGAGUUACCAGGCCGUCCACAACACCUUCAACCAGCUCCUCAACAGCUCCAACGGGGUUCUGCAGGAGUUCCACCAGCAGCUGUUUGUUGAGAAGAACCUCAUGUUUCAGCAAGCCCCGGACUUCAUGUUCCAGCCCAGCGACACAGAUACGGUGCUGGAGCUGCAGAAAGAGAGCGGCACGACGGAGGAGCAGAGUCUGGAUAAAGAGGCGAGGAAAUGGGCGAGUCGCGUGGCCCGAGAAUACAAGAGCAUCAUCCACACACAGCGGGCUAUGGAGGGAUACGGGACGCAGGAGUCUACAGAGCAGAACAACACUGAGCUGGAGACCAAGAUGGAGGUCGCCAGGCAGAGUCUCCGGAGGGCAGAGACGGUGAAAGUGAAGGCGGAGGCUCGUCUGGAGUUGCUUCGGCUGGCGGGUAUUGCCGUGGAAACGUGGCUGAAGAGCGCCAUGAACCAAGUGAUGGAGGAACUGGAGAACGAGCGCUGGAACAACCUCAAUACCCAUGAUCCUUCACUCUCUGGAACGGCGGAUUUGGAGCGAGAGGACGAGGAGGAGAUGGAGGACAGCGGGGACGUUUUAGACGACAGCAGCUCGAGUCCCUCCAGCACCUUGAAGAACUAUCCGCUCACCUGCAAAGUCCUCUACUCCUACAAGUCGUCGCAGCCAGAUGAGCUGACCAUCGAGGAGCAGGAGAUCUUGGAGGUCAUUGAUGACGGAGACAUGGAGGACUGGGUCAAGGCCAGAAACCGCAGUGGGCUGGUGGGCUACGUCCCGGAGAAAUACCUGCAGCUGCCCUCCUCCAACAGUCUGCUCAGCAUGCUGCAGGCUCUCGCUGCUCUGGACGCUCGCUCUCACUCCUCCAGUAAUUCCACCGAGCCGGAAACUGAACUCCCAACAGGAUCCGUCAACGGAGACUCCAGCGUGUCGUUUGCGAAGGCGCUGUACGACUACGCGGGACAAACAGAGGACGAGUUGUCGUUUCCGGAAGGCGCCAUCAUCCGGAUCCUGAGCAGAGAAACCCACGAGGACGACGGUUUCUGGGAGGGGGAGUUUAACGGGGUUGUUGGUGUUUUUCCCGCCGUCCUAGUGGAGGAUCUGACUUGCGGUAGCGAGAACGGAGACGGACAAAAAGAUGGCGGCAGUGCACAGGCGUCCCCCUCCCCGUUGGCUCAGAUCGGAGGAUCCCCUCGCAGCCCCUUCCAGCCUCUGCACAGCAGCCCCCUGCAGACCCCCACCCUGCAGACCCCCACCUCCACCCUGACCCCCACCCUGCAGACCCCCACCCUUUCCUCCCCACUCUCCAGCCCCAGCAGCGCCUCCGCCUCCCCUACAGGACGACCCCCCUCCUACCACAACGGACACCACAGGCCCCCCCCAGCCCCCCACAAAAGCCCCUUUCAGAGUCCGGUCCAAGGCUCCCCUCAACCCCCCAAAUACCCAGAGAGCAGCUCCGGCACCAUUCGACCUGUCCGUGCCGCCCCCCCGCCCCCGAAGCAGCACCCUCGCGGCCAGGUGAAGCGCAGAGAGGAGGUGGAAAUCACUCUGGUGUGAAGGCGUGGACACCCUGGAGGUGACGACUGUUUUUAAACCAGAGAGGACUUCUUCACGGCUCAGAACGCACUCCCAAAGGAACCCAGAGGAAACACCUGAAGGCCUUUUAUCUUUCAUCUCCUCACCGGGGUCAGUGUGCUGCAGAGGAUCAUUUGUGCCUUUCUCUGAACUAUACUCGCAUCCUUCAAAAAGAGCAGAUAUGAUCCAUUUUAUUCACAGUUAUACAUCCUCUCUAAUCCAUCAUGUCCAGCUCUUCACAGUCCUGACUAAAUGUAUUGAUAACAGUCAGAAUACCUGCUGUUAAGUGUCCUGAAAUAUCAGUCCUGGUAUCGGUUUUCAAAUUCUAUGCUCAUAGUAAAUGAUAUAGUGAUGACUGGCGGAUAAUACAAUGUAUUUUACCCAUACAGUAAAACCUGUUAAAUGCAAGAAUCAAUAGAAAAGGUGAUUCUGCUCCACACAGGGAGGAUUUACGGAUCAGUUAUUGUCAUUAUGCUUUCUUGAUUGCACAAUGAAAUGCAGUUUUAGCCCAGUUUUUGUGUAAAAAGCAGCAACAAACAACAAUAGUGAAUUCUCUGGGCAGAUUAUAUGUCCAACAUUAAACAUUAAAAACCAGCGAAACACUGUUUGCACAACUUUGGUGCAUCAAUAAUGUAAACAAAGUCUGCCUCCGCUCUUUCAACCCGAGAGGCGUCGAGCAGAGAGCAUAACAACGGCUUCUACUGUAAAAAUGAGAUUGAUAUUAAUUUUAAGUCAAACCCUUUGUGAGAAAAUGUAUAAUAUGUUCCCAAAAAAGCUUCAGAUCCUUCAGUUAUAUGAUUGGACAGAGUGAUUUAUACCCCAUAAAUAAUGAGAAACACAAUCAUUAUUAUGAGAAAACCUGUAAAUGGAGGGCUACAAAGUCAUAAACCUUCAGUAUUGAUGUAUUUUAAUGAGGAUAUAAAAAGGGCCGGACAAUAUUAUGUUAAUAUUGUGAUAUGAGACUCAAUAUCGAUUCAUUUUUUUGGUUAUAAUAUCAAAUACUUUCCUGGUUUUGAAGGCUUCAUUACUUCAAAGAAAUGUCAUCUUAAAGGUCCCAUGUCACGGCCAUUUCUACUGAUCAUGUUUCCAUUGUUGAGGUCUACUAGAAUAGAUUUAUAUUGUUCAAUGUUCCAAACUCACAUUGGUUUCUCAUACAGCAUCUCUGUAUAGUAUGUGUAUUCACUCUCUGUCCUACACGGCUU
Molecule: messenger RNA, 3727 nt
Organism: Trematomus bernacchii (emerald rockcod)
Lineage: Eukaryota; Metazoa; Chordata; Actinopteri; Perciformes; Nototheniidae
Product: F-BAR and double SH3 domains protein 2-like
Biological process (GO): neuromuscular synaptic transmission; regulation of actin filament polymerization
Cellular component (GO): recycling endosome; neuromuscular junction
Molecular function (GO): protein binding
Source: RefSeq, a predicted model, not a curated record